This is a messenger RNA of Mesorhabditis spiculigera, 1419 nucleotides long. The record is from the annotation of a GenBank genome assembly. Lineage: Eukaryota; Metazoa; Nematoda; Chromadorea; Rhabditida; Rhabditidae.
AUGGCCCAGACCCGGAACAUCGUCCACGUCUCAGCCAACGAGCCGUUCCCCGAAUUGAUCGUGAAAGCCGAGGAUGGGGACAUUUUACAGGAUUUGAGUCAAUCGAGAAAUGGCCAAGAGGAGAUGUCCUCCUCGCAGAGGAGCCUGCUGAGCGCGUUCGAUGGGUGCCCCGAUCCGGACACCGUCCUCCGGGAGACUUUCCACUGUAAACGGCGCACACGCUCGACAGCCAAGCUGAUGCCAUUGCCAUUGGCACAACCGCCGCUCGAGUUGUACAAGAUCGAAUCUGCCACAGGGUACACCCCAACACGCUCGCAGGAGGUUAUCUACGAGCUCGCUGCCCCGUUCGAAGUCAUCGUCCCCGAGCAACAAAAGUCAAAGCGAACCCUCAAUUAUUUGGUUCGCGAAAGUGCCAAUCCGUUGGGAUCCCGACAGGUGCUCUUCACAAAGAUGGGGAUUGUCCCCUUUGAAUUCAACAUCCCGCUCGAGUACUACAACGCGCCGGGGGCCUGCUUGGCGAUAUCGGCUCGUUAUGAGGACAGUGUACUGAAGGAGAAGCUCGUCGAGAUGUGCCCGGUGCAUCAGAAAGAAGAAGAUUCGAAACUGGCCACCCCGGGACAACGGCUUUUCAUGCAGAUCCCCGACGAGGGCUAUCACCCGGCGAUGCUCGCGGCCGAGGGCAACCACUUCAACGCGAUCGCUAUCUCGCCGACCAACAGCCUGAAUCUGAAGUUUGCCUGCUUCUCCUCGUGCUCGUCGAUCAACCGCCGGCCGCUGAUCCUGAUCUUCGACCUGAAUGGCGAAGGGCUGCCGCCGCAGACGUUCCAAAUGGGCCUGCGCGUCUGCGCCAACCCGAAACGCGACGCCGAGAAGGAUGCCAGCGAGAAAACGCCGAACGGCGUGAAAUGCGACCCUGCCGCUAGCACCUCGGCUGCGACUCCUGGACAUCAAACAUCCCAAUUUCGGAAGCGCUCUCUCCCGUGCAAGCCGGUCGACGUGAAGCCGAAGAUCCGGCGCAGCGAGGGCGCGGUCGACGACACGCAAGUCAGGAACGUCCAGAUCAUUGGAAAGGAAAAGUACGAAAAGGCGGUGGCUUAUAUUGCGGAUUUGGAGAGAGCCGAGCGCUAUGAACAAGCCAAGGCGCACUCGAACCUCGGCGAGCCGAACCUGUUCGCGUCGUUGUCGCAGAUGAGUGAUGACACGAGCCUCGAAUUUUUCCUAAGCCAAGUCGGCGCCGGUGAGCACGCUGCCCAGCUCGCCGACAUGGGCUGCACGACGCUGGGCAGUCUCUGCGAGCACUUUACAGAGGAUCUCUUCGCGUCAAUCGGCAUCGAAAAGUCGAUGAGCGACUACCUGAACCGGGCCUACCUGAACUGGCGCAACCUCAAGGACGCCGCGGAUCUUCGCCUCAAUCGCUCG